Molecule: messenger RNA, 6161 nt
Organism: Epinephelus lanceolatus (giant grouper)
Lineage: Eukaryota; Metazoa; Chordata; Actinopteri; Perciformes; Serranidae
Source: RefSeq, a predicted model, not a curated record
AAUAUUCCCUGUAACUCGCAUUCUUGGAGUCUGGAGCCACUUUCACCAAAGUGUGGACACCCUAUUCAAGUCUUACCUUUGCGCGAGACACUCAGAGCGCACGAGCUCGUCUAACCCACCUGGGUCACCACCGCGCGAGCAGCCUUUCUCCUCAGGCUCGUGCAGCUCGGGUUUGUGGAGUUGGGACCACUAAACAUCUCCGUCCGAAAGGGAAACGAGGAGAGGGGAGACGGAAGGGAGGCAGGAAUCACAGACAAGCCGAGCUGGACACACGUUAUUUAACGUUAUUUUUGGGCGCCAAGCAAAGUAACGUUAACCGGAUAAAUGUAAACACCAUUUUUUAUCCUUCCUUUAGGCAUGUUUCCUCUGCCGGAGAGGCUUGUUGUUUAGACUGUGUUGUGGAAAGAGGGAUAUCCCGACUGCUGUGUUGAAUCAUCUCCCUUUCUUUAUUGUUUGCUGUAGAAAUUACGGGAAGUUCUUGUUUCUAACUUCCGAGGAAACGUUAAAUGCAAAUACGGUGGGUGACUCCUGCUCUGGUUCAACAACUACACAGACUUGAGAGGCUGUUUUGUCCACAUUGUGUAGCAGCCUGUGCUGUUUGGUUCACUGAAAUGUGAGACACCAGUGAAGUCGCUACAUGACAAACCGCUGCACCCAGCUGUUUCAUUAGCCACCGCUGUAACCUCUCCAUUCACGCCUUUUUGGAUCGGAUAUGCGAAGCAAACUUUUUAAGAAUGAAGAGGAGAAAAUUCCCAUAGCACGCCUCUGUUGUCUGCUUACACCGCCGCCGUCCUCUCAACUGGAUCUGUGUUUUUAUUUGAGUCUUUUCCAGGGCUUCAUUUCCAUGUUGUGGAGACAGGAGAGCUGACAUGCGUCUGGGAUGGGGAUAUAGCGCGGUGACAUACAGUUGCGAAAUUGCCUGAUUAUCGAGCUGAUAGUGAAUGAUUAAGACUUCCGGAGCAGGUAGGGAACCGACCGUAGUGCCUGUGUGUGCGCUGUGAAGCCAGCCCGGUGUGAAGCAGCUCGAGGACUCGGUUUUACUUUUGCGAGGAGAGUCUCCGGAGCCGAUAUGGAGGAGUGGAGACAAUGCGGGCGGUGGUUGAUAGACUGCAAGGUCCUGCCCCCGAACCACCGGGUCGUGUGGCCCUCGGCGGCCGUCUUCGACUUGGCACAGGCCCUGCGAGACGGGGUGCUCCUGUGCCAGAUGUUGCACAACCUCUCGCCCGGAUCAGUGGACCUGAAGGAGAUUAACUUCAGACCCCAGAUGUCACAGUUCCUGUGUUUGAAGAACAUCCGGACAUUCCUCAAGGUGUGCCAUGACAAGUUUGGCCUGCGCAACAGUGAGCUGUUUGACCCUUUUGACCUCUUCGAUGUCAGGGACUUCGGCAAGGUGAUCUCCGCUUUGUCAAGGAUCUCCCACCACAGCAUUGCACAAAUCAAAGGCAUCAGGCCCUUCCCAUCAGAAGACACAGCUCUGAACGAGGAUGAUGUGUACCGGAGUCUCGAGGAGCUCGCAGAUGAGCAUGACCUGGGUGAGGAUGACAUCUAUGACUGUGUGCCGUGUGAGGACGAUGGGGAUGAUAUCUAUGAGGACAUCAUUAAGGUGGAAGUACGACAGCCCAUGAUCAGAUACAUGCAGAAAAUGGGUAUGUCAGAAGAUGACAAAAGAAACUGCUGCUUAGUGGAGAUCCAGGAGACUGAAGCAAAGUACUACAAGACUUUAGAGGACAUUGAAAAGAAUUACAUGAUCCCACUGAAGCAAGUCUUGAGUCCGCAGGACAUGGAGGCUAUCUUUGUCAAUCUUGAGGAAGUAAUAAAAGUCCACUUUGCCCUCCUGCGAGCCAUCGACCUGAACAUGGUUAGUGGAGGAAGUGGCCUGGGGAAGAUCUUCCUCGACUUCAAGGAAAGGUUGUUGAUCUAUGGUCAGUACUGCAGCCACAUGGAAAACGCCCAGAAGACACUGGAUGAGCUCAUAGCAACGCGAGAGGACGUCAAGAUCAAAGUAGAGGAAUGUACUAUGAAGGUGCAGGAAGGGAAGUUCAAGCUGCAGGAUCUUCUGGUGGUUCCCAUGCAGAGGGUGCUGAAGUAUCACCUACUACUGAAGGAACUUUUGAGUCACUCAGCGGACCGACCAGAGAGACAACAACUCAAGGAGGCUCUGGAGGCUAUGCAGGACCUGGCCAUGUACAUCAAUGAAGUCAAGAGGGACAAUGAGACGCUGAAGAAAAUCAGUGAAUUCCAAAGUUCAAUAGAAAAUCUUCAGCAGGUGAAACUGGAGGAGUACGGUAGGCCAAAGAUAGACGGAGAGCUGAAGGUGUGCUCCAUCGUCAACCGAACGAAACAGGACCGGUAUAUAUUCCUGUUUGAUAAAGUGGUGAUUGUCUGCAAGAGGAAAGGCUAUAGCUAUGAGCUCAAAGAGAUUAUAGAACUGCAGUCGUACAAAAUGUCCGACGACCCCAUGAACAACAGAGACAUGAAAAAGUCAAGUGGAAAAAUGUGGUCGUAUGGCUUCUACCUGAUCCACCUGCAAGGCAAGCAGGGCUUCCAGUUCUUUUGUAAAACUGAGGAGACAAAGAGGAAGUGGAUGGAGCAGUUUGAAAUGGCCAUGUCCAACAUCAAGCCAGAGAGAGCCACAGCCAAUCAGCAUAACUUCCAAAUGCACACAUUUGAUAAGGACACCAACUGUCGAGCCUGCAAGAUGCUCCUGAGGGGCAUCUUCUAUCAGGGCUAUUUCUGCUCUCGCUGUGGAACAGGAGCACACAAAGAGUGUCUGGAAGUCAUCACCAUCUGUAAAAUCAAUCCUCAUGACUUGGAGCCUGGAAUAUCAUCAGGUCCCAAGAUGGUGGCAGUGAGGAACUACCAUGGCACACCGGCACCUCCAGGGAAGACACCGCUCUGUUUUCAAACUGGGGAUUUUAUUGAGCUGCUGAAGGGUGACCCUGACACCUCAUGGUGGGAGGGAAAGCUGAUACAAACACAAAAGAGCGGCUUCUUUCCCAGUUCAUGUGUAAAACCAUGUUUGGACCCAAAGCCCUUCCAGUCGUUAUCAAGCCGGCAGUCCUCGAGAGAAUCAGACUACUAUGGAUAUCCUUGGUUUGCAGGGAACAUGGAGCGCCAGCAGGCCGAUAACCUUUUAAAAUCCCACAGCAGUGGGACCUACCUUAUCAGAGAGAGGACAGCUGAGGCAGAGCGGUUUGCCAUCAGCAUCAAAUUCAAUGAUGAAGUAAAACACAUCAAAGUCAUUGAAAAAGACAGCUGGAUUCACAUCACUGAGGCCAAGAAGUUUGAGAGUCUUUUGGAGCUGGUGGAGUACUAUCAGGCCCAUUCACUGAAAGAAAGCUUCAAGUUGUUAGAUACCACAUUGCGAUACCCCUACAAGUCGAGAGAACGCUCGCUAACACGGGCCAGUACACGCUCACCAGCAGCCACCUGCGCCUCCUACAACUUCUCCUUCCUCAGUCCGCAGGGCCUCAACUUCUCCUCUCAGAGCUCAGCUCCCUUUUGGUCAGUGUUUACGCCUCGGGUGGUCAGUACAGCAGUGGCCAGGUAUAACUUUGCAGCACGAGACAUGAGAGAGCUGUCACUGCGAGAAGGAGACAUCGUUAAAAUCUACAGCAAGAUCGGCGGGGACCAGGGCUGGUGGAAAGGAGAAGCCAAUGGACGAAUUGGAUGGUUUCCCUCAACAUACGUGGAUGAAGAAGGAGUGCAGUAAGGCUUGGAUGUUCGCUGGCGUGGCUCCCUUUAAAUCAGGAACCAUCUUCUAUCUACUGUUCUCAGAGAAAAUUACUCACUCUCUUUCUCCAGGAAAAUAACACAAGGAAAAAAACAGAACUUUUUUUGUUGUUGUUUUUGCUGGAUACUCAUUUUUCAGAGAGUGUUUCUACCCCGUUUCUCUAUCUUCAAUUAUGCAUCAGCUUUGCUUUUGUUUGUAUUUUAUUUUUAGCAGGAUGUCCUGUUUAAUUUCUGUACAGGAAAGAUGAAAAAAUGGCUUGUUGUCUGUCAGCCUCUGUGUGCUCUGUAGAGGCUUUACUGAACUGAGGACACAGCAGAAACAGACUGUGGAUAGCUUUACUUUGAAAAAAGCUCCCCUUUGUUGCAGGUCUAUGCGAGUUGAAAUAAUUGUAAAGUAUAGAUAAUUUAUUGAAUAGAGAUUAUUAUCAUUACUAAUGAUUAUUGUGGGGGAGUUGAUUUUAGCAGCAGCAAUGAAUCAGAUGAGAAAAACUAAAAAAGAAAAAAAAAAGAAAAAGACAGAUGCUGUGUUUUCAUGUUGAGAGAUUUUGCCUUAGUUGUCAUGGUGAUGCCUUGUGGGCUGACACCAGUGGAGGGAAUCGACUUUGUUGACUGGUUUUACUUCUCCAUGUAUGCAUGUGCCCAUGUGCGGCCCACACAAACACACACACACACACACCCACAGACCAAUGUACAGUACGGUGCCUUUGAAGAAUGGUCGUUGCUUACUGAACCUCAACAGUAAAGAACAUUGCCAUCCCAAAAAAGACACAUGAAGUCCACAGGGGACUGUGCUGAAGGAGGGGAGAGGCACUUAUACUAAAUACUGGAGACAGCUCGCCUUCUGAGCCCUCCAAAACAACAUGGUGAAGCAUUUAACUUAUCCUAACAGGUGACUGGACGGACUCACAGAGACAGCCGGAGGGUUUUUAAAGCCAACAACAAUCACAUACACUGUCCACAUCAGUCUUGGCGUCACGAGUCAUUGGGUGCAAAUCAGCUGGAUGCAAAAGGGAAACAUCAAGACAUUCCACUGGACAACCACUUCACACUUUUAAAUCUUGUGUAUUUUUUUUUUUUUUUUUUUACACAGAAUCAAGAUUAUUUUUUAGGAUUUGAGAACUGGACAAUUUAUUAUUUGAAGCCAAAUUCAGCCAUGUUUUAAUGUCUGCAUGGAGUUUGUUCAAUUGUUAUUAUUUGUAUUUGUACUUUGCCUUAUUUUGACAGAUGAUCAGGUAAUGGGAUUUUUCCCCCCUUAAUGUUUAUCAUUUUCCAUGCGUGAAAUUUGGUGCAGUGCAGACUGGUGAAAAUUUAAACAGUGUCAGAAGAUUUCUUUAAUUCUGAAGGAAAUGUAUGUGCUAAUUAACAUGAAUCGACAGAAGGAGCCCUUAAUCAUUCUGUGAUUUUCUAGAGUUGUAGUGCUCAGUGUUUACAUUUACGUCCAGUAAUUUCCUAAUGCCUUAAAUAUGGAUUUACAGCCAUUUAGACAGCAGUGUGUUGGCACAGAGCUUUCAUCAGUUUUCUGUUGACCACAGAUGCACCAAACGACUUUUUAAUUCUAGUUAUAUAGAUAUUAUGAUGUUUACUGACCUUGUCAGCUCAGUCUACUUUGAAAGGAUAGUUCAAAUUGUGUUUACAUUCAAUUUGGUAUACAGUAUAUUGACUAACUCUGUUUAUAUAGCCGUUAACCUUCAUAUCUUCCACCUCCACAUGUUGAUAUGGCAUUGAUAUAUUGCUUGCUGCUUCCACUGAAACGUCUUUUCUUAGGUUUGAAAAUGUCACGGUACACAAGAAGAAAGAAAACAAGAAAUGUACUAGAAAUGGAAAUUAUGGAAAGCAGCUGUUUUUAUAGAUUGAAGACUGAAUUCAUGCUAAAAGCAAAAAAAAAACAAACGUCAUUAGAAGAAUUUGAACUCACUCUCAAAGCAUUCAUAUAGCCCACUGAGAAGUGAAGUGCAAACACUGAGCACGUCAGCUCUGGCUGGUUCACAAAGACUUAUGGAGCAGAAGAUGAUGAUAUGUUUAGUUUCUAAACUUUUGACUGUCUAUGAUGUGUGUUAUUGCAAAGGCUGACCGCCCCGAAAAACGCAAAGUCCUACCACUGUGUGAGGGGGACACACAGGAGGCCUCCAUGUUGUCUAGACUGAGGGGUGGGGGGGAUCUAGUCGCUGUUUAUGUAGUGGACAAAAUCCCAUUGCAUGUGGCUAUUGAUAUAACAACUCCUGUCAAUAUGUCCUCAAAAAAAUAAGUACUUAAUCGUGUACAUUUUUUUGAAUGGUUGAGUAUUUCCAAAUAAGGUCUAUCAUGAAAUAAAUAUUUCUCUCUUGGUUUAAAUUUCAGACUGAAUUGUUUUGUUGUAUUUUUAUUUUGUAAAGUGAGUUUUGGAUGUUCCACUGCCAAUAAUAAAAACACCUGAACUCCCUCUUAUAAAA